AAAAGUGCCAUCUUAGACCGCCAUGUUGAAUAGAAUUUCAAACCUGGUGGCUGUGAAGCAGCCCUAGACCACAAAACAGAACAGUUUUGUGCCCUAGACAGAAACUUGUCUAGGCGAGUGACUGGAAUACUCUCGGAAUUACAUAUUUUAAAAAUGAAUAUUGAACUCACAUUAAAUCCCAUUUUACCUGCCUUUUCUCCAAUUAUCAGAGAAAUAAUAAGAAAUACAUUAACGGAUCUGGAUUUUGGUAUCUCGGGUCAACCUUUAAGAAUUAAUGCUGGAUCUACAAAAAUGUCACCCAAUGAAUACAUGGAAAAGUACAUCGACAGUUUUAAGCUAGAAAUACCUUAUGCAGGGAAAACUCUGGAAUGGGAAGUAAUUUUUCAAGAAGAGGAUUUUGCGUACGCGCCCGAUUUUAAUUUUAUUAAUGAUUCGUUUCUGUCUGAUCCGGAUGUGAACGUGAUCAACGAUCAUGUGCCCAGCCUUUCCAAAUGGAACGUUGCAGAUAACAAAUGCUUCAACAGAGUAAUUCGCGAAUUUCUGGUGUUGUAUAAGGAGUUACAGCUAUUGAAAUUUCAAACGGAAACGUGUUACUCACGACUUUCAAGUGAAUAUGAUGAUCUACUUAAGAAUUCUUCUUUAUCUAACACGGAUGUAGAGCUCUACAUUGAUACUGCAGGUGCCGUACACAUCCUCAUGCCUAUCCUGGUAGACUUUACUUGUAUUCCACCCUAUGUUCAAGAGCAAAAAGGAAGUGGAGAAUGUUUAAAUCCGCAUAAAGAUAUAGCAAAGUUAAAGAUUUCAUUCUCAAAACCUGAGUAUAGUAAAAUCCAAAGUACUUUACAACUUACCCCACGCCUUGAACAAGUAAUUGGAAGUGCUACUAACCUAAGAAUUCCAGUUUAUAAAAAAGACACGACAUUGUCGGCCUACGUUACCGAGAUAACAAAAUUAUUAAAAAAUAGAGUAACAUUCCUUGCAGACCACUACCGCAUGAAAAACGACUUCAUUACAACUUUAAUUGCAGAAUGCGGCUUAAACAUUGUAGAAUAUGACAACAUAUUAUUUUCAAAGGCUACUUUACUAUUUAAUGUUAACGAAGUAUAUGCAUUAGUGAUAAUCUGUCUUGGUGACAAAUUUCCACAAGAAAAACCUAAACUUACACUGAACUCCAUUUAUUAUUUGAAGAACGAUAAACCGUACUCCCAAAUUUUAGAUGCGUACCCUUACAGUCCAAGAUGGAAGUGUGACGAAAUAAUUAAGCGUUUAUUGAUAUAUCUUCAGGAACAAAUACCUAAGUUUCACGCUGUGGCCCAACAAAAUUUCAGUAUUUAGUGUAUUUUUGAAAUGUGUUUAUUAAAGUUUUGUUAACAUCA
Messenger RNA from Photinus pyralis (common eastern firefly), 1376 nucleotides. Its product is annotated as BRISC and BRCA1-A complex member 2-like. Gene Ontology annotation, cellular component: BRISC complex; BRCA1-A complex. Lineage: Eukaryota; Metazoa; Arthropoda; Insecta; Coleoptera; Lampyridae. The transcript has 5 exons. Gene Ontology annotation, biological process: double-strand break repair. The record is from RefSeq and is a predicted model, not a curated record. Bases 154 to 1335 code for a protein of 393 amino acids.